AUGGAACAUGUCGUAAAGUGGAAGGCCAUUCGCGAUCAAGCGAUUACCGUCACAGGCACCACUAUCUACAUCCCUCAGUCGAUAUAUCAACCAUACACAGAGGCGGAUCGUGUGCGCUACAUCGAGAAAGCCGAUCUCAAGGAGCCCGUCAUCUUUAAGACAGCACAUCCUGACCAGUGGGGCAUAGCACUCGAUGACGCCCUGAAAGCUAAGAUGAAAAACCUUCUCGAUAAAGAUGACAAGAUGCUCGAGAACUGCGGGCCCUCUGUGUCUAUCCGGCUUCAGUGGCCCGGAUACCGUGCAUGGACCAGGCAGAUCCCCACGAUGGACUUCAAAAGUCCGAAAGGUCCUAUCACCAGAGCUAAGUUGGCUAAAACUAUCGCCAACUGCGUGAAACGAUUCAUCGAAGAGAAGGAAAUGGAACGUAUGGAAAUGGAGGCAGACCGCAGGUGGAGGGUUGGAACACGCUACAUCAGAAUGGAGGACCUUAUCUUGGUGUCCUUGCACCACAUCUCUAAGGGCAGUUGGCAGCCUCAGCUACGUCUACGCACUGCACUAGGUGACAUUCAACUCCGGCGCCUUCAACCUCAAGCCCCACUUUCCAUCGCAUAG
Messenger RNA from Suillus fuscotomentosus, 612 nucleotides. RefSeq lists its product as uncharacterized. The coding region runs from base 1 to 612 and encodes 203 amino acids. The transcript is spliced from 3 exons. NCBI's taxonomy places the organism in Eukaryota, Fungi, Basidiomycota, Agaricomycetes, Boletales, Suillaceae. The record is from RefSeq and is a predicted model, not a curated record.